UAACAUUUCAAUUUGAGUUACUCCAUGAGUAUAAUAUUAAGGCAUAAUAUUUGAUACCCGUAUUUAAAAACGACUCAGUAUUAAUGAAAGAUUGUCCUGCUUGGUGUUAAAUCCAGUUCCCCUUGAUCAUAUCAGACGCCCCUGUCUGUGAGAUCAGUAAGUUUAGAAGCAACUUGCUAUACAUUAUUAGCCAUUUUCUGGGACAGUGACAUUAAUCCCUGGUGGCUCAGAAUUCCUGCUUUCCUAACAAAUACGUCUCCACCUUUGCAGUUCCCCUUUAACGGACUGAACAUGGAGCAUCUGUGUGAAUUUAUCAAGCAUUCGAGGGCGAUUUUUCCACCCAAAGUCCCUGCUGAUUUCUCAUCCACAACAAAAGGACUUUUGGCCAAAUUCCCUGAGAAUCGCCUGGGAUUCAACGGAGCUGAAGAAGUGAAGCAAAGCCCGUUGUUCUGUAAAAUCAAUUUUGAUGGCCUCUUGAAUAAAAAAGUGACACCACCAAUCAUCCCAGCUGUCCAAAGCUCAAGCGAUAAUGACACAAACCUAAUGGUAACUCUGUAUGGGCGUAAAGCAGUUAUACCAGACUCCGUCAGUGAAGCCCUCCAGAACUUUGAUUAUUAUGUUGGCUGAAUGUGAGAAGAGACACUUGAAUAUUAAAGAAAUGCCAUCCGCCCCUCAACCAGGAAUGAAGCAGCCGGCUAAAGGAAGCCUGGGUAAAUAUGGACGUUUGCUUUUGGGAACACUGAUUGUAGAAACAUCUUCAGGAUUAAUAAUGUUCACCCAUUACAGAAGGUGGAGGGUAACAGCUGGGGGAUGUCCCAUAGAUCCCUUUGAAUACUGGUCUUUAGGAUAAGAGAGACUUGAUAGGAUGGUGAUUUAUAGUGAAGGUCACUAUUUCUUCCCAUUAUCCUUUAUCUCCCUUUAUUCUCUCCUCUCUGUUAUUCUUUCCCAUUUUGCUACUUUCUUUUGUGCUUUUUAUGUUAGAAUCUUCUGCUUUCCUUCACCUAUUAUUAUCACAUUAGUUCUCCGCUCUUGUUCUCCAGGCUGCCAUAUUUGUAAGAAACAUUCAGAAUGCAUUAUUUAUUUAUUUCUGUUUAAUCUUAACAGCAAACCAGCGACAGCAACUCCCGCAACUGUGAAUCCUAUUUGCAAUACGUCACAGAACGACUCUUCAUAGCGGUGACAUGUCCAUGGAACUUCCAACUCAAACUUCCACUGCAGCCCCAAUUGGUGCUUCCUAACCAUUAAAAUGCUUUUACAAUAA
This is a messenger RNA of Xenopus laevis (African clawed frog), 1261 nucleotides long. RefSeq names its product probable serine/threonine-protein kinase DDB_G0277449. The record is from RefSeq and is a predicted model, not a curated record. Bases 292 to 627 code for a protein of 111 amino acids. NCBI's taxonomy places the organism in Eukaryota, Metazoa, Chordata, Amphibia, Anura, Pipidae. The transcript has 3 exons.